ACAACGCCUUGCACUUCGUGUAUAUUAACGACCCUUACUGCUCUCGGAAACAGUAUGCCUGUUUAGGGAUGACAUAACAUAAACAUGAUAUGAGAGACUGUUUACAAGGGAACAUCACAGCCCCCAAAAAUGAAGGGUCUUUUCCUGGUCGAGCCGGUGAUUGCCUUGUACGCUUUCUCUAGUUUUCUCAUCUAUCCUCUUGUACAGCAGUAUGUGUACCGGAGGCUGUGGCAGCAGCUGACAAACACCACCUAUCCCAUUUCUGACAACACCUCCAGAUGUGCCACAAGCAAAAACAGCAGCGAGGGGCUUUACCAUGAGGAGGUUCAGAAGCAGGCAUCUCUCUUCUCCCUCUACACUGAGCUCUUCUCCACCAUCCCCUCUUUGGUCAUCACCCUCAUGCUUGUGGCGUACAGCGACCGCGGAGGACGCAAGAUCACAAUAAUCAUGCCUUUGAUCGGCACUUUGCUCUACACCUUGACCUUCCUGACGGUGUCCUUCUUUGAGCUCAAUGUUUACCUGCUCAUUGGCUCCUCGCUCCUCAGCUCUCUGUUUGGGGGUUUGGGCACGUUUCUGGGUGGCUGUUUCGCCUACAUAGCAGACCUGUGCGACGAUCAUCAACAGAAGACACUGCGCAUGGCUGGAGUGGACAUGAUGAUCGGCCUGUUGACUGGUCUGGCUUCAAUAUCUACAGGCUACUUCCUCAGAGCUGCUGGCUUUAACUGGCCUUUUGUAACCUCAGCAUUAUGUCAGUGUUUAGUCUUGUUUUAUGCAUUUUUUAUCCUGGAAGAGACUGUGAAGAAACCUCCUGUUGAUGCUGCCAAUGUACAUAGGUCUCCUCAGCCAUCAGCCUUGAAACAGAUGAUAUACGGGGUCUACCAGAUGUUUGCAGGGGCUAGCUGGAGGUGUAAAACUGUCCUGGUCCUGCUGAUACUUAUCUUCACUAGCUUCUCCUUUGCUUAUAUCGGGGGGAUCUCCAUGAUCACUCUUUAUGAGCUUAAUGAGCCACUUUGCUGGACUGAGAUUCUGAUUGGCUACGGCGCAGCGCUGUCCUCCACCGUGUUCCUUGCCAGUUUCGCAGGAGUGUCAGCGUUCACAUACUGCGGUGUUCCACAGCUGGUCAUUGUCCUGAUAGGGGUCCUGUCCGUUGUAUCAGGCAUGCUCCUGUUGGGGUUCACCAAGACCACUUUACUCAUGUUUUUAGUGAGGGUGCCAAUGCUCCUUGCUGUUGUUCCUUUCCCUGUCCUGCGCUCCAUGAUGUCAAAGAUCAUCUCAAAGUCUGAGCAGGGAGCCCUGUUUGCCUGUGUUUCCUUUCUGGAGAGUUUAACCAGCAAUGUAUCAGUGGCAGUUUUCAACAGUAUAUAUGCUGCUACGGUAUCAUGGUACCCAGGUUUUAUCUUCCUAUUGUCUGCAGGGCUGUGCGUCAUCCCUAUAUUUUUUAUUGGGGUGGUUGGGUUCAUAGGAGUGGAUGUCCCCGUUGAGGAUAAGAAGGAGCCUGUCUCAGUGGAGGAAAACCCUAAUGAAGUUCUCGAUGAACACAGUCCUCUUCUAAGCUAAGCAGCACAGACCUCCAACACCUCACCGGCACUUUAUAAGGUUUUUAAAUCCUCUUUUGGCUUUUGUUACUUUGCCGAAAAGUAUCUCUGUUUUCUUUUCACAAGUUUAAGAUGCAGACUCAUCUUUGGUCUUGUUGCUCAGGAUGUUUUUCUUUUGAAGUUGAUUGAUAUUAAAAUACAAAGGGAGUACAUUUUUAAAAGGAUGUUGUUGCAUUAGACAAAUAGAAUGCAAAGCAUAUCAAUGAAUGGAUUUCAGAGGUGUGCAUCAAAUCAAUAAACUGUUCUGAAUAGUGUGUGAGAUUUGCUGGGAAUUCCUUAUGCCUUUAAGUGGCCUGUCUGUGAUUUACAAAUGAAUUUGAAAGGAAUUCAUGUAUUUUCACACAUUUUUGUGUGCAACUAUGUUUUGCAGUUUCAGCAGUGGAAAUGGAGUCAGUUUUGCCAGACACUGGUUCUUUUUUGUACUCUUUUGUCUUCAAUGCCAUGUCAGGAAAGACUUUAAACUAGCCCUAAUGGCUCAUCUUCUAAGCAGUAAUUUCAAGCAAUACCCUAACAUUGUAUGCUUUUAUUGAGAUUCCAUGUGUCAAACAAUUUUAAGGGUAUGCAUUUUUUUACAAAUUUCAAAUCACCAAAAAUAAGCAAGUACCGCAGUGUGUAUGUGAAUUUAUGCUACAUUUGUUAGCCUUACACAAACAGUGAAUAAAGUUAUCCCCCGAGUGAGGAAAUAGGUUUAAAAAGAACCAAGCAGUGCUCUAUUAGAAACAUUUUUAUAGUUGGCCUGCCCUCUGAGCUGAUUUUGUUCUGACCUAAGGAAUCAUAAUAAAGGAAGAACACAAACAAGAUUCCUAUGAUGGAAAAAGCACACAUAAUUCUAAGAUAAGGAUUAAACAUUUUAAAUGCAAACUUUAACUUGCAUUUGUUAAUAAAGAAUAUAGAUAAGGAACAUCUGGGAUCAAAAUAACAUUUUUGAGUUUGUAUUUCAUAUGAAGGAGGGGGGUCAUGUUGCACCUAAAAAAUUAAACAUAAUAGACACUGUAUGAAGUGUUUUGUGACUUUCUUUUUGCAAGUUGUCUUACCUUUACUCGACCACAAUAAUGCAGUUAAAUGUUCUGUAACCACAAAGGUUUCGCUUUAAAUUGCUAUCUCAUGGAAGAUACUUUUUGUUUCCUUUUUAAGAUUGCCAGAGUCAAAUGAAUGAAUAAAUUUGCAACAUGCUUGGUUUUGACAUAUGAGUCCUUUUCUUCUGUCGUUUUUGUCACGUCUUUGUACAAGCACUUAAAAAAUAAAACAAAAGAAUUUAAGUGAAAAAGUUUGGUUUGGGAUAUCUGGUGACUCUUUCUUACAUUGACUCAAACAACCAACCAAUCAGCAAUAACUUUUUAAAUUUUUAUUAGAAGCUGAACAUGCUCUGUCACUUUAAAUUUGAAUGAAUGAUUGGUCAGGCUGCUUUCGAAAACUACUGUGAAUGUGAUUAGAAAUAUUGGCUUGGACCUGUAUUUUUCAAGAAUCAGCUGUUUUUCCAGGGAACCUUUAUCCUCACAGGAAGGCUACUUACUGAUCAGACAUCCAGCCUGCAAAGAUAUGCAAACAAUCCCACCAUUUCCAACAAUAAUUUAGUAAUUUAAGCAUGAUGGGAAAAUUAAAUUAAAAUUACUAUUUUAAUGUUAGGUAAGAUUUAACAAAUAUUUCUCAAUGUUUUAACCCUGCUCUAAAAUCAUUAACAAUUGUUCAGCUGUGCUCUAUAGUAUUGUUCUGCAUUGCUGUAUAUUAUUGUAGAAUCAAUGUUUCUGUUAUCAGCUGUCUCCUGCUUUACUAUCUAACUAUCUUUAUUUCAUUUCUGAGUAUUUAACAACUUUUGCUUAUUUUCACAUGUUGUGUGCUCUUUCAGAUGUGUUAGGACCUUGUCUCUUAUUUAUUAGAGUGUAAAAACAACAGCUCUAAAGUGUUAAAGGACAAUUUAUUGAAACUUCCUUGAUCCAAACUCCUUUAAUCCAGGGGUGUCCACUAC
Cheilinus undulatus (humphead wrasse) is the source of this 3561-nucleotide messenger RNA. RefSeq names its product solute carrier family 46 member 3 (gene slc46a3). The transcript has 6 exons. Gene Ontology annotation, molecular function: transmembrane transporter activity. Bases 130 to 1557 code for a protein of 475 amino acids. The record is from RefSeq and is a predicted model, not a curated record. Gene Ontology annotation, cellular component: lysosomal membrane. Gene Ontology annotation, biological process: vacuolar transmembrane transport. Lineage: Eukaryota; Metazoa; Chordata; Actinopteri; Labriformes; Labridae.